Cercospora beticola is the source of this 1683-nucleotide messenger RNA. Its product is annotated as SET domain-containing protein. Gene Ontology annotation, molecular function: protein binding. The record is from RefSeq and is a predicted model, not a curated record. Lineage: Eukaryota; Fungi; Ascomycota; Dothideomycetes; Mycosphaerellales; Mycosphaerellaceae. Gene Ontology annotation, cellular component: nucleus.
AUGGACAUCCCAUUCGACCCCUCAAAAUGGCAGCCCACUCGAGACUACGAAACCUGGGAAAAGCAAUACUCGGAAUCAGAGAUCCUCCAACUUGGCCAAAUCCUCGCAUCGAACACCAAAGAAAUCCUAUCUCAUCCUUACGAUGCGAGAACCUGGAUCAAGCGAAGCUACACAUUGAAACUCCUUCGAUAUCCCGAGUUGGCAGCCGGAGAUGGAUUCAAAGCUGCGAAACUUUGUAGGGAUGUGGUUGGGGUUUUGGAAGGUAAUACGAAGCCGAAUUUUCGGCUGGGGUGGAAGAUGGGGUUUUGGAUGAGGUAUGAAGAGGACGAUGAAGCUGAGGACGGUGGGUUUAUGAACGGCGUGGAUGAUGAUAUUGAGGAGUAUCUGGCGAAAAGUCAUGACGUCGACCUCGAUGAAGAACACGAGCUCCAAGCUGUCAAGUUUGCUACGCUCUUGUCUGAGGCAGAGAAGAUGAUUCUGGAUAAUCUGGAUUAUGCGCCGAAUCGCGAGGAAGGGCUGUAUUCUUCGAGGGCGUAUCCGUGGAUGAAGGAGGAGCAUUCGGGUAGAAGCGACAAGACGCUCGGAGAGAUCGAGAAGGAGUUACAGGAGGCUCACAGGGAGCGAUGCGGGACGAAGGAGAGCCUUCCGUGCUUUUCGAAGAGAUACGCGUUCGGAUUUGGCGUUGGUCCGAACAACGGCAAAGAUGUGAUUGGCGUUUUUGCGAAUCGUGAUUUGGCUGAGAAUGAGGUUGUAUUGGUUGACAAGAGCAGACUUUGGGGCUGUGCUGGUCCUGGAACAGCGGAGAGCAGCUUGGUGAACAGAGGCAGAUCGUCGAAUUUGUACGGCGGAACAGGUUGUCUCGAUGAGCUGCAUCCAAAUGACGAGAGCGAUGCUGUUGAGCACGACUUGCGUUGGCUCCGCGACCGCCUCGGUGCGGAAGCUCCACACACCAUCCUGAUGGCCCGAUGCCUCCUGGCCUGUGUGCAAGACAACAUCUUCAACCCUCUCGAUCACACUCUCAUCGCCCGCCUAACUCCCCAUUACGACACCAACCUCCGCAAGAUCUUCUGUCUCGACAAAGAUAUCUCCAUCCUCAACGAAGCUCUCACUCGUUUUGGCAUCGACAUCUUCGCAAACCACAAUUUCGAUACGUGGGUUCUCUUCACCCUUGAAGCCCGCGUGGCCAACAACGCCUGGAGUGAUCCACAAGCUGCAUGCCUCAGCCCUCUCUUCGCUCUCAUUAACCACUCCUGCGAUCCGAAUUUGAGUUGGCGCUCGUUGGCAGACCAUCGGACGUUGAUUCUGGAGACCAAGAGACCGAUCAAGGCAAGUGAACAGCUCUUCAUCGAGUACGAUGCUUUCCAGCACUACAAGCCAGUCAAAGAGCGGAGAGCAAAGCUGAGGCUGUGGUUGAGGGAGGACUGCGUUUGUACGAGAUGCGUGGAGGAGGUAAAGGCGGAAGAAGAAGAAAAUGCUGCUGCAAUUGGGCAAGUGAAUGAUGUAGGAGAGAGUGGUGGGGUUGAAGUGACUCCGGGUUGGAUGGAUGAGAAGCCGGCUGAGUUACCUGAGGAUGGAGUGAAGGAGGGGAAGUGGGAGGGAUUGUGGAAAGAGAAGAAGAACCGGCGGAAGGGGAAGGGUAAGGGGAGGAAGCGAAGGGGGAGGCGGGAUAGCUUGUCGCCUUGA